AGCUCUAUUUAUGUGCCUUAAUUUGGAGGGGACGGUUAGGUGGUACAAUUGCAUUGAGUUGGACUUCAACUGGUGACCACAGUUUGCCACGACAGAGACGGAGCAAUAGUUACAAAGUAACCGAGGGAGCGAGCCAGAGAGACAGAGAGAGAGAAUCUGCAUCUUCUUCUUCUGGUUUCUCUAUUUGUUCAUAUCUAAUUUAAUAGACAAACAAGAUGGGUUACUGGAAAGAAAAGGUUCUUCCAAAGAUCAAGAAGGUUUUUGACAAGACUGGUCCCAAGAAGGCUGCUGCUGCCGAGGCCUGCAAGUCUUUCGACGAGUCUAAGGAUCAAAUCCACAAGGAGUUUGAAGAGAAGAAGACUGUGCUCCAGCCUAAAGUUAUUGAAAUAUAUGAGGCUUCGUCAGCGGAAAUCAAGACCUUUAUCAAGGAACCCAAGGAGGCAGGAUUAAAGAAGAACUCUGUUGCAGUUCACAAGUUCAUAGAAGAGCUCGUGAAAAUCGAGUUUCCGGGAUCAAAACCAGUAUGUGAAGCAUCUUCAAAGUUUGGGCCAGCGUUGGUUCCCGGUCCGGUUAUCUUUAUCUUUGAAAAGGUCUCGACGUUUAUAGUCACAGAAGAGAAAGUCGAGCCACCGCCAGAAGCAGCAAAAACUGAAGAAGCAACAAGUGGCAAAGAAAAGGAGAUCAUCGUCGUUGAAGAAGAGAAGAAAGAAGAAAAGAAGGAAGAGGAAGGGAAGAAAGAAGAGGUGGUGGAGAAAAUAGAAGAAGAGAAGAUAGAAGUUGUGGCAGUGGAGGCUGAGAAAGCGGAAGCACCAGCACCAGCACCAGCACCAGCACCAGCUUCAACUGAACCUGCAGCAGCCAAGGUGGAGGAAGCAGAACCGCCAAAGCCUUGACAAAUUCGAGUACAGCAACUUCCUUGAAAGUAAACUUUGUGGGAAAGUUAAAAAAAAAAUAGUGAUUUGUUAUUCUUUGUUCUCCCUCCUUUUCUUGUAAUAUUUCUCUGAUUUGCCCAGAAAAUACAAAAACCAAAAAAAAAAAAAAAAUCUGUAUUUAUUUUUUUGGAUUAUGCAAUUCAUGUGUGAACGGAUAAUCAUUGUGAAUUCUUCUGUAUUAAUUCCAAUAUAGUGGAGUGAUGAGAAACUCUUGUCAGA
Carya illinoinensis is the source of this 1151-nucleotide messenger RNA. Its product is annotated as plasma membrane-associated cation-binding protein 1-like. NCBI's taxonomy places the organism in Eukaryota, Viridiplantae, Streptophyta, Magnoliopsida, Fagales, Juglandaceae. Bases 216 to 893 code for a protein of 225 amino acids. The transcript is spliced from 4 exons. The record is from RefSeq and is a predicted model, not a curated record. Gene Ontology annotation, cellular component: plasma membrane.